UAAUUGUUGUGUAAUUGUCAUGCAUGCUGUAUUUCGUAAUAUUCCGUGUAAUUGUCAUGCAUGCUGUAUUUCGCAAUAUUCCGUGGAUUUGAUGGUCAGGUGGAAUAACUGGAAUUUGAGCAGAGUCACGCGAUAAAAAAGGGACCUCUUUCUCCACGAGCAGAAGGACUACAAAUGCUUUCGGUUUUUCGCAUAUCUACUUUGUCGAAAGGAUUCAACUAGGACAGAUGCCUUGUCCAGUCCACACUGUACUACUGCCUAGGGUCAGGAGACCGCUUUCACGAUAUGUGAGGCAAAGGUCAGAAGGAGGAACCCGUCUAACUUGCUGAACGCGAACUCGUGUUGUAAUGGAGACUCCGACUCAGAGGAACGGAUUCAGAAGAGAAAGUUACAUUCUCUCUGUGGAUGUGGGGACAACGUCAAUCAGAUGUCACGUUUACGACAAAGAAGCCCAGAUUCGAGGAUCAUACAUCACCAAGGUAUUGGAUAGGCUCGAUUCAAUAGAGCUAUGAGAAAUUGAAAUUAAGUGUCUCCGAAUUAGGCAUGCUAAAUCAUAUGAAUUAGGAUUAUUUCAUGAGUAUGGACCCUGGUAAUGGUUGUUGCUGGCACGCAUAAUCUCCACAUUGUCGAUUUUACUGGUAUGAUAUGUUUACAGGUGAAUCUCUUGUAUCCCGAACCGGGCUUGGUCGAGUUGGACCCCGAAGAGCUGUGGAGAGGAUUCGUUAAGGUGGUGAAUGGUGCUGUGCAAGGUUUGUACCAUUUCCCACCUCUCCAUAUGGAUAGGCCCACCAUGGUAUAUUUAGCCCUGGAUUUGACCUCAAUGGCACUCUUCUGAUAUAGUUCCAGUCAUCUAGGUUUUGUACUGGCUCUGGUUUUCAUCCUUGCCUUAUAGGCAAAUCAGAUAUUGAGGUGUUGGAGAUCUCUCUAGCCAAUCAUUGACACUAACUGAUCAGCUAGUACCUUUUUACACUACUAGGCCAAACUGAGUCAAGUCGAGCUGUACUGGGCUGGCCUGGUUAAGCAUCCACCAUAGUUGCUGGAAGCGUGCUAGAAAGGCCAGUAUGGUUUGGGUAGGCCCUAGAGUGGGAGUCAGGUAUAAGAUUGAGGAAGAAACAUGGAUCUGAGUUGUACAAUUUUGAUAAAGUGCCUGUAAAGGGAGAAGAAAAAAAAUUUUUUUAAAUCUUCAAUACUGACCAUUUGACACACUAUCCAACAUCUGUGUGUCUGUUUCUCACACAUACUGAUGAUGGGCAUUGCUUGAAGUGGACUGAAAUAGGUGAUGUAACUCAUUUUGGGUGCUGGUACUGUUUAUAUUUAGGUUUCGGAACUCAGUUUCGGUUUCGUUCCUGAAGUCAAGGGACGAUGUUCCUAAUCCAAUGUAUAGCCCGGCCUGGUGUUAAAAUAACCCUUGGUUCUAUAAAUGUUUAGUGUUGACAAGGAACCAGAUAGGUAGACCUAUAGGCAGGGUUGCUGGUUUGGAUAUAACAGGAACCAGAGAAGGUUGACCUAUAGGCAGGGUUGCUGGUUUGGAUAUAACAGGAACCAGUUCAUCAUGUCUGACAGAAACCAAUCUGGUGGGAUUCUAGAGAUCCAAGAUGCUGUACCCUUGUUGUACUCAUGUUGUACCCUUGAGCUAGGCCCCUAAAACUGCUCCAGGGGCACCGCACUGUGACUGACCCUGGCUUCCAACCCCUUGGGGAGUUAAUGUGUGUUUCUGUUGGGGUUGGGCUAGGGCAGGGUUGCACAUCCUGGUCCUGGAGUAGAGCUGCAGGGUCUGCUGGCUUUUGCUCAGGUUGCUGGUCCAGGGGUGGGAAUCUCUCUCCGUUCUUCUGUGUCACUUCUGCCAAAAUAAGAAAAAGAAAUAAUGCAUGCACUCACUAACUGUAAGUCGCUCUGGAUAAGCGCGUCUGCUAAAUGACUAAAAAUGUAAAAUGAAAUGCCAUGCUCUAGGAGCUCCGAUGCUAAUGUCGUUUUCACCAGCGUUUUGAUAGCAAGCUGUUUUCACCAGCGUUUUGAUAGCAAGCUGUUUUCACCAGCGUUUUGAUAGCAAGCUGUUUUCACCAGCGUUUUGAUAGCAAGCUGUUUCCACCAGCGUUUUGAUAGCAAGCUGUUUUUCACCAGCGUUUUGAUAGCAGCUGUUUUCACCAGCGUUUUGAUAGCAAGCUGUUUUCACCAGCGUUUUGAUAGCAAGCUGUUUUCACCAGCGUUUUGAUAGCAAGCUGUUUUCACCAGCGUUUUGAUAGCAAGCUGUUUUUCAACCAGCGUUUUGAUAGCAAGCUGUUUCCACCAGCGUUUUGAUAGCAAGCUGUUUUCACCAGCGUUUUGAUAGCAAGCUGUUUUCACCAGCGUUUUGAUAGCAAGCUGUUUUCACCAGCGUUUUGAUAGCAAGCUGUUUUCACCACGUUUUGAUAGCAAGCUGUUUUCACCAGCGUUUUGAUAGCAAGCUGUUUUCACCAGCGUUUUGAUAGCAAGCUGUUUUCACCAGCGUUUUGAUAGCAAGCUGUUUUCACCAGCGUUUUGAUAGCAAGCUGUUUUCACCAGCGUUUUGAUAGCAAGCUGUUUUCACCAGCGUUUUGAUAGCAAGCUGUUUUCACCAGCGUUUUGAUAGCAAGCUGUUUUCACCAGUGUUUUGAUAGCAAGCUGUUUUCACCAGGGUUUUGAUAGCAAGCUGUUUCCACCAGCGUUUUGAUAGCAAGCUGUUUUCACCAGGUUUUGAUAGCAAGCUGUUUUCACCAGCGUUUGAUAGCAAGCUGUUUUCACCAGCGUUUUGAUAGCAAGCUGUUUUCACCAGCGUUUUGAUAGCAAGCUGUUUUCACCAGCGUUUUGAUAGCAAGCUGUUUUCACUCAGCGUUUUGAUAGCAAGCUGUUUCACCAGCGUUUUGAUAGCAAGCUGUUUUCACCAGCGUUUUGAUAGCAAGCUGUUUUCACCAGCGUUUUGAUAGCAAGCUGUUUUUCACCAGCGUUUUGAUAGCAAGCUGUUUUCACCAGCGUUUUGAUAGCAAGCUGUUUUCACCAGCGUUUUGAUAGCAAGCUGUUUUCACCAGCGUUUUGAUAGCAAGCUGUUUUCAGCAGGGCAUCACUUCUGCCAUAAACACACAAAUGUUCACUUACUGAUGGCGUUGAUGAAUCAUGUGUAUGUUCCUCUCUCUGUCUCUCCCUGGUUGUUUUAGAUUCAGGUUUACAGAUGCGUCAGAUGGAGGCCCUGGGCAUCUCCACUCAGAGAGGCACCUUCACCACGUGGGACAGGUACAUUUUACAUAGGCUAAAACCACACUGUACAAUUUAGGGAGGUACACAGAAAGAGUACAUGUACACUGUUAAUACAUACAGCAGGGUGGGCAGUCUCACCCUGUUAAUACAUACAGCAGGGUGGGCAGUCUCACCCUGUUAAUACAUACAGCAGGGUGGGCAUCUCACCCUGUUAAUACAUAAGCAGGGUGGGCAGUCUCACCCUGUUAAUACAUACAGCAGGGUGGGCAGUCUCACCCUGUUAAUACAUGCAGCAGGGUGGCAGUCUCACCCUGUUAAUACAUACAGCAGGGUGGGCAGUCUCACCCUGUUAAUACAGCAGGUGGGCAGUCUCACCCUGUUAAUACAUGCAGCAGGGUGGGCAGUCUCACCCUGUUAAUAUACAUACAGCAGGGUGGGCAGUCUCACCCUGUUAAUACAUACAGCAGGGUGGGCAGUCUCACCCUGUUAAUACAUACAGCAGGGUGGGCAGUCUCACCCUGUUAAUACAUACAGCAGGGUGGGCAGUCUCACCCUGUUAAUACAUACAGCAGGGUGGGCAGUCUCACCCUGUUAAUACAUACAGCAGGGUGGGCAGUCUCACCCUGUUAAUACAUACAGCAGGGUGGGCAGUCUCACCCUGUUAAUACAUGCAGCAGGGUGGGCAGUCUCACCCUGUUAAUACAUGCAGCAGGGUGGGCAGUCUCACCCUGUUAAUACAUACAGCAGGGUGGGCAGUCUCACCCUGUUAAUACAUGCAGCAGGGUGGGCAGUCUCACCCUGUUAAUACAUAAGCAGGGUGGGCAGUCUCACCCUGUUAAUACAUACAGCAGGGUGGGCAGUCUCACCCUGUUAAUACAUGCAGCAGGGUGGGCAGUCUCACCCUGUUAAUACAGCAGGGCGGGCAGUCUCACCCUGUUAAUACAGCAGGGUGGGCAGUCUCACCCUGUUAAUACAUGCAGCAGGGUGGGCAGUCUCACCCUGUUAUAUACAUACAGCAGGGUGGGCAGUCUCACCCUGUUAAUACAUACAGCAGGGUGGGCAGUCUCACCCUGUUAAUACAUACAGCAGGGUGGGCAGUCUCACCCUGUUAAUACAUACAGCAGGGUGGGCAGUCUCACCCUGUUAAUACAUACAGCAGGGUGGGCAGUCUCACCCUGUUAAUACAUACAGCAGGGUGGGCAGUCUCACCCUGUUAAUACAUGCAGCAGGGUGGGCAGUCUCACCCUGUUAAUACAUGCAGCAGGGUGGGCAGUCUCACCCUGUUAAUACAUACAGCAGGGUGGGCAGUCUCACCCUGCGAGGGCCGGGGUCGCAGGCUUUUGUUCCAGCGGAGUAAUAACACGUACCUACGGUUAGACUACGGUUAGACUACGGUUAGACUACGGUUAGACUAAGGUUAGACUACGGUUAGUAGUCCCCUGUAGCUCAGUUGGUAGAGCAUGGCGCUUGCAACGCCAGGGUUGUGGGUUCGUUUCCCACAGGGGGGCCAGUAUGAAAAAUGUAUGCACUCACUAAACUGUAAGUCGCUCUGGAUAAGAGCUUCUGCUAAAUGACUAAAAUGUAAAAAUGUUAGUUGAUUAGUAGAAUCAAGCGUGCUACUGCUUGGCUGGAACAAAAGCCUGCACUCACACAGGACCUUAUUGAUCCCCAGGGCUGAACAACAGUAUGUUUGUAUCUGUGUUGAUAUCCCACCUCACACCUCUCUCUCACACGCACACACACGCACACACACGCACACGCACACACACACACACACACACACAGGAAAACAGGAGUUCCCUUUCACAACUUCAUCAGCUGGCAGGACCUGAGGGCAGUGGAGCUGGUGAGGUCAUGGAACAACUCCUGCACCAUGAAGGUUAGUCUGGGGUCAUUCAAAGUUCACAGUGAGGUCACAGUUCAGCAGACCUUGUGAUAAUAUGGUAGAGGUCAUAGGUCAGCAGACCUUGUGAUAACACAGUAUAGGUCAGCAGACCUUGUGAUAAUAUGGUGGAGGUCAUAGGUCAGCAGACCUUGUGAUAAUAAGGUGGAGGUCAUAAGUCAUUAGACCUUGUGAUAAUACAGUAUAGGUCAUAGGUCAGCAGACCUUGGGAUAAUACAGUAUAGGUCAUAGGUCAGCAGACCUUGGGAUAAUACAAUAUAGGUCAUAGGUCAGCAGACCUUGGGAUAAUACAGUAUAGGUCAGCAGACCUUGGGAUAAUACAGUAUAGGUCAUAGGUCAGCAGACCUUGGGAUAAUACAGUAUAGGUCAGCAGACCUCAUAGGUUCCAGCAGACCUAGAUAAUACAGUAUAGGUCAUAGGUCAGCAGACCUUGGGAUAGUACAGUAUAGGUCAUAGGUCAGCAGACCUUGUGAUAAUACAGUAUAGGUCAUAGGUCAGCAGACUUUGUGAUAAUACAGUAUAGGUCAUAGGUCAGCAGACCUUGUGAUAAUACAGUAUAGGUCAUAGGUCAGCAGACCUUGGGAUAAUACAGUAUAGGGGCCUCUAUCUUUGGGCUCUGAUUAUUAAUAAUGAUGACGAUAACUUGCCUUGGAAAAUGCGUUUCUUGCAUUUUGCUAUACCAAACAAAAUGCAAAUUACAUCAAAACAUUGAUUUGGAUUUGUUGUUUGUUUGUACUUUUCUAUAUGCAAUUCAGCUUUUAGAUGACUAUUUCUACAAAAUAAAACUAAACUAAAUAGGAAUGAUAAGAACUGUGGCUGUGUUGUGUCCGUGACAAUGGCAGGCGAUCCACAGCGUUAUGAUGGUGCUGCACUUCCUGUCCAAAAACAAGCGCUUCCAGGCGGCCAGCCUCAUAGUCUUCUCCACCCAACACGUCACCUUCCGCCUGGCCUGGGCCCUCCAACACUGGAAACAGGUGUGUGUGUGUGUGUGGCAGAGAGGGAGUUCAAGUGUUUGGGAGGGGUGGGGGGAGUGAGUGAGGCUGUGUAUGAGACAGAGAGGGAGAACAUGUGGGUCGGGGGAGAGUGAGAGAGGCAGGUUUGUGUGCACAUUCUGUAGUCAGAAAAUACAUUCUGUAGUCAGAAAAUACAUUCUGUAGUCAGAAAAUACAUUCUGUGGUCAGAAACUACAUUCUGUGGUCAGAAACUACAUUCUGUGGUCAGAAAAUACAUUCUGUGUUCAGAAACUACAUUCUGUGGUCAGAAACUACAUUCUGUGGUCAGAAAAUACAUUUUGUAUUCAGAAAAGUCCUCUGCUGUUUCUACCAACAGUAUGUCUGAAUCACACAAUAACGGGCCUCUAUGAAUGAUCACACAAUAAUGGGCCUCUAUGAAUGAUCACACAAUAAUGGACCUCUAUGAAUGGGCUUUGGUAUUAUACCUUGACUCAUAGCCUAGGUGUGUAGCAUGACUUUUACCCCAGUUCUCCCUGACACAGAACCUGGCCUUCAUGGACUCUGAUUGGACGUACUGUAACUGACUGCUAUAAUAAUAUCACUGGCACACCGGCCAAUUGUAGACGGAGAUAAACUUUUCCUAGAAUCGUCCUACAUUGAAUUGUGUUGACCUGAAUCUAACUAUAUAGGCUACUAAUCUAGAUGUGUUGAAAAGCCUACCUGGCAACACUUCAAACACUAAUGGCCUAAAGGCACACUGGGCUUUUCGAUAUGAAUCAUAAUACACAAAUAUUGUAGUCCUUACAGAGCAAAGUCACUGGCCUCCAGUUCUUUUAGUAGCCUUGCAUGUGAUUAUUGAGGAACUGAUUGGGAGCAAGAGAACAGGAGAGGGACAGCAGUAUAUAUCUCAAUCCUCUUCUCUUUCCUAUAUCCGAUCCGCCCUCUCUCUCCUCCCGUCUCCUUCUCCUCCUCCCUCUCUCCCUUCUCUCCCCUCCCUCUCCUCUCUCUCUCCCUCUCUCUCCCUUCUCUCUCCUCUCUCCCCUCUCUCUCCUCCCUCUCUCUCUCUCCUCUCUCUCUCCCCUCUCUCCCUCUCUCACCCCUCACAGAUAAGUCAAGCAGUAGCAGAGGGCAACUGCUACUUUGGGACAAUAGACACCUGGUUGCUUUAUAAACUCACAAAAGGUAGGUGGUAUGUUUCCUUAUUCUCGUGUGGGUGCAUGUGUGUGUGUACAGUACGUGACUGGCCAAGCCUGUGUGUAUCUUUUAAGCUGUAUUUAUGAUUAAGGACGCACACACUCCAGGAAAUUCAAGUAUAUUCUUUAUUUGAAUUUUAAAAAAUGUAAUCUUGUACAAACAAACAGAAAUACGCAUCCACCACUCCAGCUAGAUACCUUUUUCUACAGCACCUGUCCAAAUCCAUAUCUUCAAGCUUCCCAAAAUACUGAUGUGUUAAAGGAAAAAUUCCACCCAAACUACUUAUUCCUAUACUUUACAGUGUUAAAUAACACUAGUAUGUGAGAUCAAUAUUUUUUGUGAACAAAUGUUUCGUUUUGUAGUUUUUAUAAUAAGGAAAUAAAAAUGUAUUGCAGCUCAAAUCGACUACAAAACCCACAAUGCAAUGCUGUCUCUCUGGGCUGGAUGGCUAGCUAGGUAGCUGGUUGGCAAACAUACAGUGCCUUUGGAAAGUAUUCAGACCCCUUGACUUCUUCCACAUUUUGUUAUGUUACAGCCUUAUUCUAAAAUGGAUUUUGGAGAAGGAAAAAAAACAGUCCUCAGCAAUCUACACACAAUACAUUUACAUUUACGUCAUUUAGCAGACGCUCUUAUCCAGAGCGACUUACAAAUUGGUGCAUUCAACUUAUACCCCAUAAUGACUGCAAAUGUAUUACAAAUAAAAAACAGAAAUACCUUAUUUACAUAAGUAUUCAGACCCUUUGCUAUGAGGCUCGAAAUUGAGCUCAGGUGCAUCCUGUUUCUAUUGAUAAAUAAUAAAUAAUAAUUGGUCAUUUAGCAGACGCUCUUAUCCAGAGCGACUUACAGGAGCAAUUGGGGUUAAGUGCCUUGCUCAAGGGCACAUCGACAAAUUUUUCACCUAGUGGGCUCGGGGAUUAGAACCAGCGACCUUUUGGUUACUGGCACAACGCUCUUAACCACUAAGCUACCUCAUCCUUGAGAUGUUUCUACAACUUGAUUGGAGUCCACCUGUGGACCAAAACAUUUCUGCAGCAUUGAAGGUCCCCAAGAAUACAGUGGCCCCAUCAUUCUUAAGUGGAAGAAGUUUGGAACCACCAAGACUCUUCCUAGAGCUGUCCUCCCGGCCAAACUGGGAAAUUGUGGGAGAACAGCCUUGGUCAGGGAGGUGACCAAGAACCCGCUGGUCACUCUGACAGUGACCAGCCUGAAUGCCAAGCAUCAUGUCUGGAGGAAACCUGUCACCAUCCCUACGGUGAAGCAUGGUGGUGACAGCAUCAUGCUGUGGGGAUGUUUUUCAGUGGCAGGGACGGAGACUAGUCAGGAUCGAGGGAAAGAUGAACGGAGCAAAGUACAGAGAGAUCCUUGAUGAAAACCUGCUCCAGAGCGCUCAGGACCUCAGACUGGGACGAAGGUUCACCUUCCAACAGGACAACGACCAUAAGCACACAGCCAAGACAACGCAGGAGUGGCUUCGGGACAAGUCUCUGAAUAUCCUUGAGUGGCCCAGCCAGAGCCCGGACUUGAACCCGAUCGAACAUCUCUGGAGAGACCUGAAAACAGCUGUGCAGCAACACUCCCCAUCCAACCUGACAGAGCUUGAGAGGAUCUGCAGAGAAGAAUGGGAGAAACUCCCCAAAUACAGGUUUGCCAAGCUUGUAGCGUCAUACCCAAGAAGACUCAAGGCUGUAAUCGCUGCCAAAGGUGCUUCAACAAAGUGCUGAGUAAAGGGUCUGAAUGCUUAUGUAAAUAUGAUAUUUCAGUUUUUUAUUUUGUAUACAUUUUCAAAAAUGUCUAAAAACCAGUUUUUGCUUUGUCAUUACGUGGUGUUUUGUGUAGAUUUAAUCCAUUUUAGAAUAAGGCUGUAACGUAACAAAAUGUGGGAAAAGUCAAGGGGUCUGAAUACUUUCCGAAUCCACUGUAGCUCCACACAAUAACACCAAAGUAAACAUCAGCAGCUACAGUUGAAGUCGGAAGUUUACAUACACUUAGUUUGGAGUCAUUAAAACUCGUUUUUCAACCACUCCACACAUUUCUUGUUAACAAACUAUAGUCUUGGCAAGUCGGUUUGGACAUGUACUUUGUGCAUGACACAAGUCAUUUUUCCAACAAUUGUUUAGACAGAUUAUUUCACUUAUAAUUCACUGUAUCACAAUUCCAGUGGGUCAGAAGUUUAAUAAUAAUAAUAAUAAUAUGCCAUUUAGCAGACGCUUUUAUCCAAAGCGACUUACAGUCAUGCGUGCAUACAUUUUUUUUUUUGUGUGUAUGGGUGGUCCCGGGGAUCGAACCCACUACCUUAGCGUUACAAGCGCCGUGCUCUACCAGCUGAGCUACAGAGGACCACAUACAUUUUUUACAUGUUUACAUGUUUACAUGUUUACAUACACUAAGUUGACUGUGCCUUUUAAACAGCUUGGAAAAUUCCAGAAAAUGAUGUCAUGGCUUUAGAAGCUCCUGAUAGGCUAAUUGACAUCAUUUGAGUCAAUUGGAGGUGUACCUGUGGAUGUAUUUCAAGGCCUACCUUCAAACUCAGUGCCUCUUUGCUUGACAUCAUGGGAAAAUCAAAAUAAAUGAGCCAAGACCUCAGAAAAGAAAUUGUAGACGUCCACAAGUCUGGUUCAUCCUUGGGAGCAAUAUCCAAACGCCUGAUGGUACCACGUUCAUCUGUACAAACAAUAGUACGCAAGUAUAAACACCAUGGAACCACGCAGCCAUCAUACCGCUCAGGAAGGAGACGCGUUCUGUCUCCUAGAGAUGAACGUACUUCGGUGCGAAAAGUGCAAAUCAAUCCCAGAACAACAGCAAAGGACCUUGUGAAGAUGCUGGAGGAAACAGGUACAAAAGUAUCAAUAUCCACAGUAAAACGAGUCCUAUAUCGACAUAACCUGAAAGGCAGCUCAGCAAGGAAGAAGUCACUGCUCCAAAACCGCCAUAAAAAAGCCAGACUACGGUUUGCAACUGCACAUGGGGACAAAGAUCGUACUUUUUGGAGAAAUGUCCUCUGGUCUGAUGAAACAAAAAUAGAACUGUUUGGCUAUAAUGACCAUUGUUAUGUUUGGAGGAAAAAGGGGGUUGCUUGCAAGCCGAAGAACACCAUCCCAACCGUGAAGCACGGGGGUGGCAGCAUCAUGCUGUGGGGGUGCUUUGCUGCAGGAGGGACUGGUGCACUUCACAAAAUAGAUGGCAUCAUGAGGAAGGAAAAUUAUGUGGAUAUAUUGAAGCAACAUCUCAAGACAUCAGUCAGGAAGUUAAAGCUUGGUCGCAAAUGGGUCUUCCAAAUGGACAAUGACCCCAAGCGUACUACCAAAGUUGUGGCAAAAUGGCUUAAGGACAACAAAGUCAAGGUAUUGGAGUGGCCAUCACAAAGCCCUGACCUCAAUCCUAUAGAACAUUUGUGGGCAGAACUGAAAAGGCGUGUGCGAGCAAGGAGGCCUACAAACUUGACACAGUUACACCAGCUCUGUCAGGAGGAAUGGGUCAAAAUUCACCCAACUUAUUGUGGGAAGCUUGUGGAAGGCUACCUGAAAUGUUUGACCCAAGUUAAACAAUUUAAAGGCAAUGCUACCAAAUACUAAUUGAGUGUAUGUAAACUUCUGACCCACUGGGAAUGUGAUGAAAGAAAUAAAAGCUGAAAUAAAUCACUCUCUACUAUUAUUCUGACAUUUCACAUUCUUAAAAUAAAGUGGUGAUCCUAACUGACCUAAGACAGGGAAUUUUUACUAGGAUUAAAUGUCAGGAAUUGUGAAAUAAUCUGUCUGUAAACAAUUGUUGGAAAAAUGACUUGUGUCAUGCACAAAGUAGAUGUCCUAACCGACUUGCCAAAACCUAUAGUUUGUUAACAAGAAAUUUGUGGAGUGGUUGAAAAACGAGUUUUAAUGACUCCAACCUAAGUGUAUGUAAACUUACGACUUCAACUGUAUUUGGCUAAGGUGUAUGUAAACCUCAGACUCUUAAAUUGAUACUGCAUUUUAUUUAAGUGAUUUUACAGCUAUCAAUUUAGGAGUCUACAAUCUCACCAUGUUCAACCAGCAGAUCGAUGUGCCUCAGAGUGGAGUCUGACAUUUGCAUUGGCACCAUGCAAUGCACCCUGGACUGAAGAGGCAUACAAAUAGGAGAAAUGUGGUGGACCCUCUGUUAAAUUACACAUUUCUCGAGGUAGGAAUAUCGCAAAAAAUAUGAUCAAUGGUUAAUUCGAGAGAAGACAACCUCCCACGCUAUGACAUCGGCCAGUAUUGAAAUCUGACAUGUAUGAUAGACGUUUUCGCUAUCUAAAAGUUGUAUUCCUAUUAACUUCCAGUGUAGUGAGAGCGACUUUACGCAAUGCCAAGGAAAAACGGCUGUUUUUCUGCCUGCUUGAACGGCAAAAGCUCAGAUAAAAAUGAAAUGACACCUGGAAUCGAUAGAUCACUCAGAGAUGCACAAAAACAAUAUAGCAUUCAAAAUGGGUGAAUCUUUCCUUUAAGCUUGUGAGCAUGUAAGCGUGUGUAUUUCCAUGUUAAUGAUGAAUUGUUUCGCGGUUUAGCCUAGUGCUGCUAAGGUUUUGGGUUUCCUUGUUUUCGCAAUCCUACUGCAGUCCUGUUUCCUCUGAAAUCCCUCAGACACGUUGCAUGACACAGUCAAGCGGGGAUAUGAGCUAAUGAUAGAAUGUUCUUGGACAAAUUGUUCUUGGUUCAGUGUCAAUUGUACAUGGUACAUGGUCCCUGCCAAAUAAACAAAUAUAAUCGAUCUGUAUCUCUUCUCUAACCGAUUCCAGGAUUGGUCCAUGCCACAGACUACUCUAAUGCCAGUGCCACUGGGAUAUUUGAUUCGUACCAGGUCGGUUUUUUCCUUGUGUAAUAACUGUGUAUCAGGGUGGGGUCAAUUGCAUUUAAAUUCAGUCAAUCCAGGAAGUAAACUGAAAUUGCAAUUAAAAUGUAUUCUCAUAGAGAAGCGUUGAAUUUUAGGUGAAUUACUGUGUGUCUUUGUGUGUGUGUGUGCACACGUGUGCGUGCGUUCCCCACAGUUGUGCUGGAGUGAAUUCCUGUGCUGUCUCAUCUCGCUGCCUCUCUCCAUCCUCCCCAAAGUACUGAACACUGGGUGAGUCACGUGAUACUGGUCACAUGACUCACAUGUCUCUAGAUUGCAGUCAGAAUUGAGAGAUCAGAGGAGAACAGGCCACUUAAAUGGCAGUUAGAAUCCAAAAAGAAGGCCUGUAUAAUGUAGAGAUUAGAAAGGGAAAGGAAAGGGGGGGGAUAUCUAAUCAGUUGUAAAACUGAAUGCAUUUAACUGAAAUGUGUCUUCCACAUUUAACCCAACCCCUCAGAAUCAGAGAGGUGCGGAGGGCUGCCUGAAUCGACAUCCACGUCAUCGGCGAUGCUUUACUAAACUCUAUUUGUUUAGUUUCUUAUCACUUGUAUAGUCCCUUCUUGUACAAUGUAUACUGUAUAUUGUCUGUUGUUUUAACUUAAUGGCCUUUUAGUUUUUAUAACGCAAAGCACAUUUAUGUGAAAAACAGACAAUACAAUUCUAUGUUAUCUUCUAUCCAUUAUAUAGAGGUAGGAGCCGAUCAGCAUAGCUACGUUACAGCAGGAUACAGAGGCUACUGAGUUUCGUCCUGUUGUAACUGAGCUUUGCCGGGUUCCGUAAAGUGUCUUCUCUGCAAGUCAUGUCAGACAUUUCUAUCACACAGUGGAGGCCGCUGAGGGGAGGAAGGCUCAUAACGGCUUGAACGGAGUCAAUGGAAUGGUAUCAAAACGCAUCAAAGACGCGGUUUCCAUGUGGUCGAUACCAUUCCAUUGACUCCAUUCCAGACAUUAUGAUGAGCCAUCCUCCCCUCAGCGGCCUCCACUGCUAUCAAUCAUGGUCUAUUUGUCCUCUUCUCCCUGAUAUCUAGUUACAGCGAUAAAGCCUUAUUAGAUGUUGAUUAUCAUUGUCGUAUUUAAUACCUAUUCAUUCAUACAUUAUCUCCUCUUCUCCCUCAUGCUCCACCAGUCACCACUUUGGAUUGACAGAUCCCUCCGUCUUUGGGGUGUCGAUCCCUAUCAUGUCUGUUGUGAGUAUCUCGUCUUUGCAUCGCUGUCUCCACAUCUUGGAAAGCGUCUGUUAUCUUUAUGGGAUUACAGUAUCUUUUGUUUUGUCUGCGUCACCAGCCGUGCUAGGUCGGUGUGUCUUCAGGUUAUUCUGCUAUCUUUGAGGGAAUAUGUCCUUUCAAAAAUAUCCACUUGCCUCAUUAAUUCUUAGCAUCAGCUGUUUAUUGCAUGUUUUUAGAAACAUACAGGGGAUACAGUGCCUUCGGAAAGUAUUCAGACCCCUUGAUUUCUUCCACAUUUUGUUAUGUUACAGCCUUAUUCUAAAAUGGAUUUUAAAAGAAUCAUCAGCAAUCUAUACACAAUACCCCAUAAUGACAAAGUGAAAACAGGUUGUAUCCCCCUAAUGGUUAAGGUUAGGUUGUAUCCCCUAAGGUUAAGUUAGGUUGUAUCCACCUAUGGUUAAGUUAGGAUGUAUCCCUAAUGGUAAGUUAGGAUGUUCCCCUAAUGGUAAGGUUAGAUGGAUCCCCCUAUGGUAAGGUUAGGAUGUAUCCCCCUAAUGUUAAGGUUAGGAUGUAUCCCCUAAUGUUAAGGUUAGGAUGUAUCCCUAAUGGUUAAGGUUAGGAUGAUCCACCUAAUGGUUAAGGUUAGGAUUAUCCCCUAAUGGUUAAGGUUAGGAUGUAUCCCCCUAAUGGUUAAGGUUAGGAUGUAUCCCCCUAAUGGUUAAGGUUAGGAUGUAUCCCCCUAAUGGUUAAGGUUAGGAUGGAUCCCCCUAAUGGUUAAGGUUAGGAUGGAUCCCCCUAAUGGUUAAGGUUAGGAUGGAUCCCCCUAAUGGUUAAGGUUAGGAUGGAUCCCCCUAAUGGUUAAGGUUAGGGUUUGGGAACAGUAUACUGAUCAUAAAUAUGUUACCUCUCACCCUGUAGAUGGCAGACCAGCAGGCGGCCAUGUUUGGUGAGUGCUGCUUCGACAUCGGUGACGUGAAGAUCACCAUGGGAACAGGCACCUUCAUGAACAUCAAUACUGGGAGCAAGCCACACACGUCUGUGGCCGGUACGUAGCUAUAGUCUUCAUCACAGAUAGGACAAUGAGACAGACAUUUCACCGGAUGUAUAAAUGUGGCUGACAAUUCUGCACAUUUUCUCAUCGAAGGAAACAUUUGAUCUCAAUACAGUUUUCUGUUUCCAAAACUAGAAUCUGUUACGACUAAGCUUUGUAGACUUUACCCUUUGCCAAAGUUUCAAAACAUAGCGUUGUUUAGAAGGAGUGCAAGGGCGGAUUGACUUAUUACACACACGCACUUCACAGAGUAGGCGUUCCCUAACGGAAUUAUGCAAAUACAUGCUAGAACGCGCCAAUAGACUCUCGCCAGCUCGUGCUUGGCUCUGCCCACCUCUUUGCUUGUUCUGCCCACUAUGAUUAAUUUGAUGCCAUUGGAAACGACAGGCUGUGUUCUAUCUUGGGUUAGUUAUAAAAAAAUCUUUGUUUUUCAUCCUGACUCAGAUAUGGACAUAGUCCCACAUAUAGGCUACAUCUUGACUCAGAUAUGGACAUAGUCCCACUUACAAUCACCACAUUAUGAGAAGUAUGCUUAACGGGGAAAUCUCCAUUGAAAUAGCUUUUUAGCCGAGGGCUAGGCUUAAUCUGUGACUAGGAAACUGUCCCUCAAAGUCAACAUGACAUCAAGACCUACACAUACACUCAUUCAUAGACACAAGGUCUAAGUCAGGGCUGUAAGAAGCAGCCUUAAGAGCUACUGGCUGGGCAGGCUUUUGUUCCAUCCCUGCUCUAACACACCUGAUCAGCAGGUGAUUAGUAGAAUCGGCUAGGUUAGAGCAGGAAUGGAACAAAAGCCAGCACAAGGUUGACCACCCCUGCUCUGUGUAAACUUUAAAGGACUAAAACGUUUGUAUGACCAUACAAUUAGCCUAUUUUAUCGAUAGGAGUGGUAAAAAAGGUGCUUGUGCAUUGAUAACCAAACCGAAGAUGGAAUUAACGAUACGUAAUAAAAUAAAGACGGCACUUCUAAAAGCCUAUUUCACACCUCAGCCUGAUGAAUCUAUUUUGAUUUUGGCACAAAUGACAAUUUGGCACUGACUUGCCCAUGGAUUGAUGUUUCAGCAUUGUCUCAAUGAAGAGUUUGGGGUUCGACUGGACACAUUUUAGAUUUACAUCAUUUAGCAGACGCUCUUAUCCAGAGCGACUUACAAAUUACGUGCGACAUGCAUGCACAGUUACAAGCCUGCUAGAGUUAGCGACAGGCGGACGAGCAAUAUUCACCAUCGUAGUACAGAGGAAGCCUGAGAAGGAAUAGGAAGCUAACUGAAGCUAACUGAAGCUAGCUGAAGCUAACUGAAGCUAACUGAAGCUAGCUGAAGCUAACUGAAGCUAGCUAGCUAACUAGAAAACCCUGAGUAGAUCUAACUUGCUUCGUAGUAUACCAUAUAUAUAUCUGAUUCCCAAUUUUGUCUUUGUUUUUCUUUUCACAAAUAUUUUUUGGGGGGAUCCCCCCCCCUAGCUCAGAGAACACCAAUAACAAUGAGUAAGGCACUUUUACAAAACGUAAGCAGUUCAGACAUUGUCCCAGAUUGUCAUGAAAAUGUGUUGUGUUUGUGUAGGUCUCUACCCUGUUGUGGGCUGGAAGAUCGGCCCAGAGGUGGUGUAUCUAGCAGAGGGCAACGCAGCAGACACUGGCACAGCCAUUAAAUGGGCACAGGAACUGGGUGAGUCUGACCACUGGCGUGAUACCUGUUUAGCAGUAAUCCAGUAGAGUCCACAUUUAAAAAGGAGCUCUGUAAUUAGGAUAUUCUCACAAAUAAGGGGAAAGAGACCAACCUUGGGUUUCGAAAAUGUAAUGAGGUUUAGUACACACGUACCAAUUCAUAUAUUGCGUCAUUCAUAUGCUGAUAUUUGAUAGAAGAAUGGUAUGAAUACACAAUGUGCAUAUAAGUAAGGUAGUAUUUGGCCCAUGUUUGGUGAUGUCAGAGGAAGUGACAUCAGUUGUGUCGUUCCAGAGCUGUUCUCAGACGUACGGGAGACAGAUGCCAUGGCCAGCAGUGUGGCCAACUCGGACGGAGUGUGCUUCGUUCCCUCAUUUAGUGGCCUGCAGGUGAGUGUGUGUGUGUGUGCGUACAGGAAUGAUUUUAAGCUUGUGUGUUCGCUUGCUCGCACAGACACACACAAGUAUACUGUGUAUUGCUUUGACAGUGAGAUUAUUAAUGACAGUUGGUGUGUCAUCGGACUUUGAGUUUGUGGUUUUGUGGGUGUUAGUUAUGGCAUGCAUUUGUUUCUGGGUGACCUUGGUAGUAGUGUCAUCAUUAAUGUUAAGUGUCUACAGUGUUGUCAUAACGUUGUCUUUUCCUUCUCUGCCUACGUUUGUGCAACCAGCUUUUGUAAGUUUUGUCUCUUCUUUAAUUUCAUGUGAGUUUACGCUCCCAAAACAUGCUGGAAUAAUGUUGUGUUUGUGUAUAUGCCUUUGUUUACAUGUGUGUGAAAUUGUGUUUAUAUAUGCUCUUGGGUUUUGUUAUAUAUAUAUGUAGGGCCCUAUAAAAUCAGUUAAUUUUUCUUUGCCUGAUUCCGUUUAGUGUUUUCCCAAAUUCAGUUUUCUCAGUUUUGUAUUUACAGGCUUCCAUUUUCCCCAUUAUUUUCAGGUUUUCGCUCUCAAAAUCACACUUUAAAAAAAAAUAUAAAAACAACCAAAUUGGAUGUUCUAAGUCCACAACAAUGCUUAAACGACAUCAGGAGACCACUUGAGAUCUGGGAAAAAUCAGAGUAAUUUAAAUUUUUGUGUUUAGUUACCCUUUUAAUGCAAGUGUGCAGCAGCCGGAGACCGUUGUUUGGUUAACGAUGUUUCUGUAGCGCUCAUGUGAUUGCAGAUUUUGCAAAACAAAUGGCCACUGGAUUGAUGCAAAUAAUCAUGAUAUUAUUCUGCCAGGUGGGCAUAGGCUACGUUGCAGUUAACAUUUUACUGAGAAGGUUUUUGGGAAAGCCUUUCCAUCUCUACCAGAAGAAGAUUAUCAUUAGCAUCAUCGCUAACGGCUACAUUAAGUGUAGACAUAUGCGCACCACAUGCACAGACAGGGGAAUUCAUAUGCCGUUUCCAGAAAGUUGCAGGGCAAUACCAAUCACUGAUGCAUUUUGUUGAUGGCUUAUGAUUAACUUGGGCAAAUGUAAUAAAUGUUCUAAGUUCAAUACAUUUUUGAAUAUUGUUGAAUUCCAUUUUUUAUUGUCUGGAUUCCGUGAUUCCGUCCGCGCUCUCCACAUGGCAGAUUUUCUAGGGCCUUGCCUACGGUGUGUUAGUGUUAUGUCCUCUCUGUGGACGUUUAACGUGUUUGUGUGUUCACCAGGCUCCUUUAAACGAUCCCAAAGCAUGCGCCUCUUUCAUGGGCCUAAAACCAUCCACAAACAAGAGUCACCUGGUCCGAGCCAUUCUGGAGUCUGUUGCAUUUAGGUUAGUGUGAUUUUACUUGAGAGUGUGUGCGUGGAUGUGUGUAGGAGAUAUUGGUCAAGUUAUAAAUAUAAGUUCUGAAUGUAUCUCUAAAGAUGAAUUAAUGUGCUAUGAAUCAGGGCAUAGGGGACAAAAUUGUAUUUUGAAGAAGACCGGACUUAUGUUAACUGUAAGACCAAAAUAGUGAUAAGUGAUCUAUCUGAAGGUACAGUGCAUUCAGGAAGUAUUCAGAGCCCUUGAAUUUUGUACACAUUUUGUUAUGUUACAGCCUUAUUUUAAAAUUGAUUAAAUCUACAAACAAUACCCCAUAAUGACAGUGAAAACAGGUUUUUAGAAAUGUUUGCAAAUGUAUUGAAAAGGGAAAAAAAAGAAAUACCUUAUUUACAUAAGUAUUCAGACCCUUUGCUAUGAGACUCGAAAUUGAGCUCAGGUGCAUCCUGUUUCCAUUGAUCAACCUUGAGAUGUUUCUACAACUUGAUUGGAGUCAACCUGUGGUAAAUUCAAUUAAUUGGACAUGAUUUGGAAUGCCACACAUCUGUCUAUAUAAGGUUCCGCAGUUUAUAGUGCAUGUCAGAGCAAAAACCAAGCCAUGAGGUCGAAGGAAUUGUACUCCUGAGUGGCGCAGUGGUCUAAGGCAGUGCAUCGCAGUGCUAACUGUGCCACUAGAGAUCCUGGUUCGAAUCCAGGCUCUGUCGCAGCCGGCCGCGACCGGGAGACUCAUGGGCGGCGCACAAUUGGCCCAGCGUCGUCCAGGGUAGGGGAGGGAAUGGCCGGCAGGGAUGUAGCUCAGUUGAUAGAGCAUGGCGUUUGCAACGCCAGGGUUGUGGGUUCGAUUCCCACGGGGGGCCAGUAUAAAAAAAAAAAAAAAAAAAAAAAAAUGUAUUCACUAACUGUAAGUCGCUCUGGAUAAGAGCGUCUGCUAAAUGACGUAAAUGUAAAUGUAAAAUGUAAUGAAUUGUUCGUAGUGAAGAGGGCACGACAAAACCUAUUCCCCCUAAGGAGACUGAAAAUAUUUGGCAUGGGUCCUCAGAUCCUCAAAAGGUUCUACAGCUGCACCAUCGAGAGCAUCCUGACUGGUUGCAUCACUGCCUGGUAUGGCAACUGCUCUGCCUCCGACCGCAAGACACUACAGAUGGUAGUGCGUACGGCCCAGUUCAUCACUGGGGCCAAGCUUCCUGCCAUCCAGGACCUCUAUACCAGGCGGUGUCAGAGGAAGGCCCUAAAAAUUGUCAAAGACUCCAGCCACCCUAGUCAUAGACUGUUCUCUCUGCUACCGCACGGUAAGCGGUACCGGAGCACCAAGUCUAGGUCCAAAAGGCUUCUAAACAGCUUCUACCCCCAAGCCUUAAGACUCCUGAACAUCUAAUCAAAUGGCUACCCAGACUAUUUGCAUUGUCCCCCCUCUUUUACGCUGUUGCUACUCUCUGUUUAUUAUCUAUGCAUAGUCACUUUAAUAACUCUACAUACAUGUACAUAUUACCUCAAUUACCUCGACUAACCUGUACCCCCACAUAUUGACUCAGUACCGGUACCCCCUGUAUAUAGCCUCGCUAUUGUUUUAUAUUGUAUUUUUGUGUGAUUUUUUGGGGGGUAUUCUUUCUUAAAACCUGGCACCAUCCCUACAGUGAAGCAUGGUGGUGGUAGCAUCAUGCUGUGGGGAUGUUUUUCAGCGGCAGAGACUGGGAGAAAACGCAGGAGUUGCUUCGGGACAAAUCUCUGAAUGUCCUUGAGUGGCCCAACCAGAGCCCGGACUUGAACCUGAUCGAACAUCUCGGGAGAGACCUGAAAAUAGCUGUGCAGUGAUGCUCCCCAUCCAACCUGACAGAGCUUGAGAGGAUCUGCAGAGAAGAAUGGGAGAAACUCCCCAAAUACAGGUGUGCCAAGGUUGUAGCGUCAUACCCAAGAAGUCUCAAGGCUGUAAUCGCUGCCAAAGGUGCUUCAACAAAGUACUGAGUAAAGGGGCUGAAUACUUAUGUAAAUGUGAUAUUUUUUAUUCUACUUUUUCAUACAUUUGAAAAAAUUGCUAAAAACCUGUUUUUGCUUUGUCAUUAUGGGUUAUUGUGUGUAGAUUGAUGAGGAGAGGAAAAAAACAAUUUCAUCCAUUAGAAUAAGGCUGUAACGUAACAAAAUGUGGAAAAGGUCAAGGGCUCUGAAUACUUUCUGAAUACACUGAUGAGCCUAAUACCAGGUUGAGGAAUUUGUACUGUUUUCUAGAGCUUGUUUUGUAUCAUAAACAAACAACAGGGACAUGAUAUAUUAUCCCUUGUAACAACAUACAAACAUCACACAACAUAUAAUUUUCAAUAACCCCAACAAUUUAUCAGUCCUUCAUGUUGGAUGUGCUGUUAGGAAAGAUUUUUAAGAUGACAUCUUGAUCAGUAGGCCUUCUUUCUUAGAAAAAGUUGCAAAGAGGAAGUAUGUGGAUCUGGACUGUAUUGCUCCGUCAUGUACUGCAGCAAAAAAGCAUUCCAGCUCAUAUGCAUGGAUUUCAGGCUGAUUGGGGCAAGUGGGGUCAAUCAGGGUUCCUGGUGGGAAGAGAGUUGAUAAGCCGCUGUCCAGAAAAGGGGGUUGUACUGAUGUGACGUGUUUGUGUGUGUGUGUGUGUGUGUUUCACCGCACUAGUGUGUUUGGGCAUAUACACUCAGUGGCCAGUUUAUUAGGUACACCCGGUCGGACCCCUCUUUGCCUACAGUACAGCCUGAAUUCUUCAGGGCAUGGAUUCUACAAGGUGUGGCGGUCAAACGUUGCUCAAUUGGUAUCAGCAUGACGCAACAGGAACCGGGAUUCGUCGGACCAGACAAUGUUUUUUUCCACUCCUCAAUUGUCUGGUGUUGGUGAUCGCGUGCCCACUGGAGCCGCUUCUUCUUGUUUUUAGCUGAUAGGAGUGGAACCCGGUGUGGUCGUCUGCUGCAAUAGCCCAUCUGUGACAAGGACCGAUGACUUGUGCAUUCCAGAGAUGCCGUUCUGCACACCACUGUUGUACUGCGCCGUUAUUUGCAUGUUUGUGGCCCGCCUGUUAGAUUCUCGGUAAACCCUAGACACUGUCAUGCGUGAAAAGCCCAGGAGGCCAGCCGUUUCUGAGAUAGUGGAACUGGCUAGCCUGGCACCAACGAUCAUACCACGCUCAAUGUCACUUAGGUCACUCAUUUUGCCCAUUCUAAUGUUUCAAUCGAACAGUAACUGGAUGCCUCGAUGCCUGUCUGCCUUCGGCCACGUGACUCACUGUCUGUAGGAGCGAUCCAUUUUCUAAUAAACUGGCCACUGCGUGUAUAUUUGAAGUUAGUAUACACUCUGAUGUUUGUGUGUGUGUGUGCCAUUUCCUAGGAACAAGCAGCUCUAUGAGACGAUGCUCAGAGAAACACACAUUCCCAUCAGGAAGAUCAGGUAGGCCUACAGUGGAGAACUCCUAUACAUUUCAGAUCAUCUCAAACCAAUAUCUGGAUGGUGUCGUUAUUCUAUUGUGGUUUAUUUAUUUAUUUAUUGAUGCUAUCGUUGAUUGAUACUGAUUUUACUGAUCCGUACAGUGCCGUGAAAAAGUAUUUGCCCCCUUUCUAAUCUUCUCUAUUUUUGCAUAUUUUUGAUACUGAAUGUUAUCAGAUCUUCAACCAAAACCUAAUAUUAGGUAGAUAAAGGGAACCUGAGUGAACAAAUAACACAAGAAUUACAUACUUAUUUCAUUUAUUUCACAAGCAAAGUUAUGCAACACCCAAUGCCCCUGUGUGAAAAAGUAAUUGCCCCCUUACACUCAAUAACUGGUUGUGCCACCUUGAGCUGCAAUGACUCAAAUCAAAUUGUAUUUGUCACAUGCGCCGAAUACAACAGGUGUAGACCUUACAGUGAAAUGCUUACUUACAAGCCCUUAAUCAACAAUGCAGUUUUAAGAAAAAUAAGUGUUAAGUAAAAAAAUUAUAAUAAUAAUAAUUAAAGAGCAGCAGUAAAAUAACAGUAUCCAGGCUAUAUACAGGGGGUACCGAUACAGAGUCAAUGUGCGGGGGCACAGGUUAGUCGAGGUAAUUGAGGUAAUAUGUACAUGUAGGUAGAGUUAAAGUGACUAUGCAUACAUAUUAAACAGAGAGUAGCAGCUGCGUAAAAAGAGGGGGUGGGGGUGGGGGGGAACAAUGCAAAUAGUCCGGGUAGCCAUUUGAUUAGCUGUUCAGGAGUCUUAUGGCUUGGGGGUAGAAGCUGUUAAGAAGCCUUUUGGACCUAGACUUGGCGCUCCGGUUACACUUGCCGUGCGGUAGCAGAGAGAACAGUCUAUGACUAGGGUGGCUGGAGUCUUUGACAAUUUUUAGGGCCUUCCUCUGACACCGCCUGGUAUAGAGGUCCUGGAUGGCAGGAAGCUUGGCCCCAGUGAUGGACUGGGCCUCUAUGCACUACCCUCUGUAGUGCCAAGGCGGUCGGAGGCCGAGCAGUUGCCAUACCAGGCAGUGAUGCAACCAGUCAGGAUGCUCUCGAUGGUGCAGCUGUAUAACUUUUUGAGGAUCUGAGGACCCAUGCCAAAUCUUUUCAGUCUCCUGAGGGGGAAAAGGCUUUGUCGUGCCCUCUUCACAACUGUCUUGGUGUGUUUGGACCAUGAUAGUUUGUUGGUGAUGUGGACACCAAGGAACUUGAAGCUCUCAACCUGCUCCACUACAGCCCUGUCGAUGAGAAUGGAGGCAUGCUCGGUCCUCUUCUUUUUCCUGUAGUCCACAAUUAUCUCCUUUGUCUUGAUCACGUUAUGGGAGAGGUUGUUAUCCUGGCACCACACGGCCAGGUCUCUGACCUCCUCGUUGUCGGUGAUCAGGCCUACCACUGUUGUGUCGUCGGCAAACUUAAUGAUGGUGUUGGAGUCUUGCUUUGCCAUGCAGUCAUGGGUGAACAGGGAGUACAGGAGGGGACUGAGCACGCACCCCUGAGGGGCCCCCGUGUUGAGGAUCAGCGUGGCAGAUGUGUUGUUGCCUACCCUAACCACCUGAGGGCGGUCCCGUCAGGAAGUCCAGGACUCAAAACAAACUCUUCCUGUAGUUGUUGAUCAGAUGUUGCUGUGGAGGAAUUUUGGCCCACUCUUCCAUGCAAAACUGCUUUAACGCAACGACAUUUGUGGGUUUUCAAGCAUGAACUGCAUGUUUCAAGUCCUGCCACAACAUCUCAAUUGGGAUUAGUUCUGGACUUUGACUAGGCCAUUCCAAAACUUCAAAUGUGUUGCUUUUUAGCCAUUUUCACGUAGACUUGAUUGUGUGUUUUGGAUCAUUGUCUUGCUGCAUGACCCAGCUGCGGUUCAGCUUCAGCUCACAGACGGAUGGCCUGACAUUCUCCUGUAGAACUCUCUAAUACAGAGCAGAAUUCAUGGUUCCUUCUAUUAAGGCAAGUCAUCCAGGUCCUGAGGCAGCAAAGCAUCGCCAAACCAUCAAACUACCACCACCAUGCUUGACCGUUGGUAUAAGAUUCUUACUAAAUGCAGUGUUUGGUUUUCACCAGGCAUAAUGGGACCCAUGUUGUCCAGAAAGUUAUACUUUUGACUCAUCUGUCCAUAGAGCAUUCUUCCAAGAGUCUUGAUGAUCUUCCAGGUGCUUUUUGGCAAACCUUUUGGAAGAGAUGGGUCCCAUUAUGUCUGGCGAAAACCAAACACACACCUCAUGCUGAAACAGGAAAGGGCCUUCCCCAAACUGUUGCCACAAAGUUGGAAGCACAGAGUAGUCUAGAAUGUCAUUGUAUGCUGUAGCGUUAAGAUUUCCUUCACUGGAACUAAGGGGCCUAGCCCAAACCAUGAAAAACAGCCCCAGACCAUUAUUCCUCCUCCACCAAUCUUUGCCGUUGGCACUAUGCAAUGGGGCAGGUAGCGUUCUCUUGGCAUCCGCUACUUCAGCACUCGGCGGUCCCGUUCUGUGAGCUUGUGUGGCCUACCACUUCACGGUUGAGCCGUUGUUGCUCCUAGACGUUUCCACUUCACAAUAACAGCACUUACAGUUGACCGGGGCAGCUCUAGCAGGACGAACUGACUUGUUGGAAAGGUGGCAUCCUAUGACGGUGCCACGUUGAACGUCACUGAGCUCUUCAGUAAGGCCAUUCUACUGCCAAUGUUUGUCUAUGGAGGUUGCAUGGCUGUGCGCUCAAUUUGAUACACCUGUCAGCAAUGGGUGUGGCUGAAAUGGCCAAAUCCACUAAUUUGAAGGGGUGUCCACAUACUUUUGUGUGUAUAUAUAGCGUAUCUAUCUAUCAAUCAUGAAUCCUCAAUGUUUUGUGUGUGUGACUAUCAUGGCAGGAGUGUGAGGUAUCUGUAUAUUCUGAGGUGUGUCUGAUAUUAUUUGUGUGUGCAUGCAGGGCGGACGGUGGCGUUUGCACCAAUGACUUUGUAAUGCAGCUGACGGCGGACCUGUUUGGCAGGAAGGUCGCUCGGCCGACCCAACACGAAAUGUCCUGCCUGGGGGCAGCCUUCGUCGCUGGACUGGGAGUUGGUACGACCCACACACACACACACAUACAUGCACAUGCACACGCAUGAGUCCUGCUGCUAAUACAGUUAGGACUAGGUAGACAGAGGCUAACUGCUAAUACAGUUAGGACUAGGUAGACAGAGGCUAACUGCUAAUACAGUUAGGACUAGGUAGACAGAGGCUAACUGCUAAUACAGUUAGGACUAGGUAGACAGAGGCUAACUGCUAAUACAGUUAGGACUAGGUAGACAGAGGCUAACUGCUAAUACAGUUAGGACUAGGUAGACAGAGGCUAACUGCUAAUACAGUUAGGACUAGGUAGACAGAGGCUAACUGCUAAUCCAGUUAGGACUAGGUAGACAGAGGCUUGCAGAAUAAGGGGUGUGUUUGCAUCAGCAGUCGUCUUUACAGACAAAGAUACUGUAAAUGUUGAUAGCUCUCGAAUAGAUCAAAUACAUUGAACGGCUGGAGUCUAGAGGAGAGUUUGAUCACAAUAGAGGGAAAUGUUCCCUCUCUCCUCCGUCUCUCGAUCUAGUAAAGAGUAGCAGAAGGAAGAAAGAGAGCGAGAAGGGGAAGAAGAGAGAGAGAGAAGCUGAGCGAGAGGCUGAGGAGCUCGAGAGCGAGAGAGCGAGAGAGAGAGAGAGGAAGAGGAAGGAAGGCGCGAGACAGAGAAGGAGAAAUAGGCCAGAUGAAAGACGAGAGCUGAAGUCUCGAGGAGAAGAGAGAAGAGCGUACGAGAGAGAUCGGAGGCUCGAGAUAGAGAGAAAGAGAGCUGAGAGGAGAAGAUAUCGAGAGAGUAGAAAGAGCGAUAGAGAGUAAGCCCCAGCGCUCAGACAUCUCAGCUCUCUCUCUCCCAUCGUCCUCUCUCCUCCUCCUCUCCUCUCUCUCCUCUCUCCUCCUCGUUGUGCAGGGCUUCUGGAAGAGUCAGGAGGAGCUAAAGAGACUCCAGAGCACUGACCGAGUCUUCCUACCCCGGAAUGGGUAUGGAUUGGGUGAUGGGGGCACGGAGGGCGAGUAUACACCCAUUCUGCAGAGCUGGGAACGGGCGCUGAAACGCUCUAUGAACUGGUAUGGCAAGCCCUGA
Messenger RNA from Coregonus sp. 'balchen', 25203 nucleotides. The record is from the annotation of a GenBank genome assembly. NCBI's taxonomy places the organism in Eukaryota, Metazoa, Chordata, Actinopteri, Salmoniformes, Salmonidae.